AUGACUUCUGCAAUUACUUCUUCAAUGACUUCUUCAAUAACGGCUGCAAUCUUGGCUACUGCCUUGGAGCUUUCCUGCAUGCAUUGCUUAUUCGCAACCUUCAGUCGAUCACGAUCAGACGACACUACAAUGGAUAAUUUUAUGAGCACGGCAGUGUUCGAUUUGGACCUAGAUAGCGGUACACUGAGUACGGAUGUCCCAGCAUUACUACGUGCAAUCUUGAACAGAACGUUGAAUGGGGGUCUGUUCAAUAAAAAAUCUGCAUCGGAGAGAGUCAUAAAGUCAUUAAAGGACCUUCCAUUACUGUCGAUUUUGGAGAAAGAGUGUCCUAUUUGCUAUGAACUGUUCGAGGAGAAAUCACAAAAGAACCCCAAAAAGCCAAAUACUUGUCCAGAAAAGGUAGUUGGUGCUAGUCGGGAAAUCAAAAACCUUCUUUUGAAGAUGAAUGACAAAUCGUAUCAGUUUGUAGAAGAUGCGCAGCAGUUUGACGACCCAUCACUUUUCUUUCCUGAUGACGAAGUGGCAUCGAGCCAUACUCGUUUUCCAAUGAGAAACAUAAUUACCUUGGAGGAACCGUCGCUGGAGCAGAUUCUACCUGGUUCAAUGACAAGAGAAGAUAAACUAAAGCAACAGAUAAACGAAGCAGGCCAUACUCCCGUCAAAAUGCCAAGCUGUGAGCAUAUCUUCGGAAGGGCAUGUAUCAUACAAUGGCUCAAAAGCAGCGUAACAUGUCCUCUUUGUAGGUCAGAAGUUGAGGUGGGACAGCAAUCAGAUUCUCGUGUUCGCAAAGCAGAAGAGCUUAGGGAUACAACCCAGCUUGUUUUCAACGAUCAAGACAAUGCUAUUGACCAUUUGGCUAAUCAUCUGACCAAUGUUUUUUACCCUUACAGAAGACCCUAUGCUCCACAAAUCACAUCGCUCACAGACUCGUUCAUACCACAAGCCAUUGCAACCCCUUCCCGAGAGAAUGCCGUGGGGUGCCCCGAGCCCGAACUUGUGAUCCCACGGCCAUUUCCUAUAGGUGAGGGCCCCAUUUUGGUCAGCCAUACAGUUCCUGUAGCAGCAGUGAGUACUGACGAAAAUUCACCUCGAGGUGCAUGGCCAUGGCUUCGCAACCUACAACCGCCUUCAGCGAACAGAGGUGGUGGGCCAGACCGGUCUCGAAGAUCUCCACUGGCACAGAGCAGAAGUCACCCGUACACACGGCCGGAUGAAAGGCAGUAG
Messenger RNA from Meyerozyma guilliermondii ATCC 6260, 1224 nucleotides. RefSeq lists its product as uncharacterized. Gene Ontology annotation, molecular function: zinc ion binding. The record is from RefSeq and is a predicted model, not a curated record. NCBI's taxonomy places the organism in Eukaryota, Fungi, Ascomycota, Pichiomycetes, Serinales, Debaryomycetaceae. Bases 1 to 1224 code for a protein of 407 amino acids. The transcript has a single exon.